Molecule: messenger RNA, 2707 nt
Organism: Ilex paraguariensis (yerba mate)
Lineage: Eukaryota; Viridiplantae; Streptophyta; Magnoliopsida; Aquifoliales; Aquifoliaceae
Source: the annotation of a GenBank genome assembly
AGCUUCAUCUUCCUUCCGUCUAUAUAACCCCCCGCCCAACGCCUUGAAAAUCUCUGCUCAUCGUCAGACACGCUCUCUCUCGAUCAAUCUGUAAGUAAAAUUCAAAGAUUUCUAUUUGCAUUUAUUGUCUUUCCAGCUCUAAAAAUAUCAUUUUGCAUAACUGUAUGUAUAUUUAAUUUCUGUUAAUUCAUAUAAUUUUUUCAAAAUUAACGGAUCUGUAUAUACAUAUUACAUACACGUAUACUUUUUCAAUUCCAAAUAAAUUCAUUUUCCGGUAAACCGAUACACUUCUCAUCAAAGUUCAAGCAAUGAAUAGCAGCAGUUGUAUUGGAAUAUCAGCAAUGAAGCCAUGUUGUAGUAUCUUAAUUAGUUGUAGAAAUUCCUCCAUUUUCGGAUUACCAUUUCCGAAAUGUAAUCAUUCAAUUGUUAACAAUUUGUCGAAAUCACAAUCUAGAUUAAACGAUUUUCGUCAGUUCCACAGCUUUAGCAAUAAGAUUUUUGGGGUUAAAAGCAUAAUUGAAUCGAAUCGGAUGGCUUUUUGUGGGUCCGAUUCGAAUUGGGGACAAUCUAGGGUUCUUACAGGUUGUCGGGUUGAUAGAGGUAGUAGAAAGUGUUUUAGGGUUAUUGCGAAUGUGGCGUCGGAUAUUAGGAACUAUUCGACUUCUGUUGAAGCUAACGUUAGUGAUAAAAGCUUUGAAAAUUUAUUCAUUCAAGGUGGUUUGAGUGUAAAGCCUUUGAUCAUUGAGAGAGUGGAGAGAAACCCAGAUGUAGUGAAAGAAAAAAAGGAAGAAAUUCCUGGUGUAGAGGUUAAUAUUUCAAAUGUAAAUAAAGAUAAUUUAACAGAUUUAAGCGGAACGAAGGUUUUGAACAGGGAGAGAGCUGUGUCUGACAUUGAAAAAGAAGCUUGGAAAUUGCUUCGAAGUACAGUUGUAAAUUAUUGUGGAAACCCAGUGGGGACUAUUGCGGCUAAUGAUCCAGCUGAUAAGCAACCGGUGAACUAUGAUCAGGUCUUCAUCCGUGAUUUUGUCCCAUCAGCUCUCGCAUUCUUGCUUAAUGGAGAAGGAGAGAUUGUCAAGAACUUUCUGCUUCAUACAUUGCAGUUACAGAGUUGGGAGAAAACCGUCGACUGCCACAGCCCUGGGCAAGGGUUGAUGCCAGCAAGUUUUAAAGUCAGAACUGUGCCACUUGAUGGAAGAGAUGGAGAAUCUGAGGACGUUUUGGAUCCAGAUUUUGGUGAAUCGGCCAUUGGUCGUGUUGCUCCUGUUGAUUCUGGGCUUUGGUGGAUUAUUUUGUUGAGAGCUUUUGGAAAAAUCACAGGUGACUAUUCAUUACAAGAGAGGGUUGAUGUGCAGACAGGCAUAAGACUAAUACUCAAUCUCUGCUUAACUGAUGGAUUUGACAUGUUUCCUACUCUAUUGGUCACUGAUGGUUCCUGCAUGAUCGAUAGGAGGAUGGGUAUUCAUGGACACCCUCUUGAAAUCCAAGCUUUAUUUUACUCAGCUCUGCGCUGCUCCCGUGAGAUGCUCACUGUUAAUGAUGCAACCAAAAAUCUGGUUGCAGCCAUCAAUAACCGACUCAGCGCACUGUCAUUUCAUAUUAGAGAGUACUAUUGGGUUGACAUGAAGAAGAUCAAUGAGAUAUAUCGUUACAAAACAGAGGAGUACUCUACUGAUGCCAUCAACAAGUUCAAUAUUUAUCCAGAUCAAAUUCCUUCUUGGCUUGUAGACUGGAUUCCUGAGACUGGUGGCUAUCUCAUUGGCAAUUUACAACCUGCUCAUAUGGAUUUUAGGUUUUUCAUGCUCGGAAAUCUUUGGGCCAUCAUUUCAUCGUUGGGUACCCCCGAACAGAAUGAGGAUAUUUUAAAUUUGAUUGAAGAUAAAUGGGAUGAUCUCGUUGCACAUAUGCCUCUGAAGAUCUGUUUCCCUGCUCUUGAGCACGAGGAAUGGCGUAUAAUCACUGGCAGUGACCCUAAGAAUACCCCAUGGUCGUAUCAUAAUGGUGGAUCCUGGCCAACGCUGCUGUGGCAGUUCACAUUGGCCUGCAUUAAGAUGAGAAGGCCAGAGUUAGCAAGAAAGGCAGUUGAUCUGGCUGAGAAGAGGCUUGGUACAGAUCAGUGGCCUGAAUAUUAUGACACGCGAACUGGGAGGUUUAUUGGCAAACAAUCCCGACUUUUUCAGACAUGGACGAUUGCUGGGUUCCUGGCCUCAAAGAUGUUGCUAAAGAAUCCGGAGAUGGCAUCCUUGUUGUUUUGGGAGGAGGAUUACGAGCUCCUGGAGAAUUGUGUUUGUGCACUUGGCAAGACUGGUCGAAAGAAGUGCUCACGGUUUGCUGCUAGAUCUCAGAUUGUUGUCUAAACAGAAAUCCCAUCUCAGAUUGUAGAGUUGACUAGCAUAUUGACCGGUGGGAAACUGAAUAAAGAAAAAGAAGAGGCUUUUUCUACCUAGAAGCUAAACAUGUUUAGAUGGUUCAAGAAGGGACAUGAUGCAUAAUUCAGAUUAUAGCUUGUUUAGUUGGUGCUAUGUAUUUUAUAGUAGUGUAUAACGUCUUAUGUAACGUAUUUGACAUACAACUAAUGGAUGUACAUUACUGAUUCGUGGUACGGGGCUUAUGUUUUUUUGGAAGCCUAUGAACAAUUGCAAUGAUGAUUUGGGGAAACUUUGUGAUUUUGAAUUCUCUGUACCACAAGUUAGGUUGCCUAUGCCUUGAG